Rhinocladiella mackenziei CBS 650.93 is the source of this 2487-nucleotide messenger RNA. RefSeq lists its product as uncharacterized. The transcript has a single exon. NCBI's taxonomy places the organism in Eukaryota, Fungi, Ascomycota, Eurotiomycetes, Chaetothyriales, Herpotrichiellaceae. Bases 1 to 2487 code for a protein of 828 amino acids. The record is from RefSeq and is a predicted model, not a curated record.
AUGAGAGUGUCGUUGGGACAGGUGGCGACAUGCAUUAGACCACGAUGUCUUCGAAUACCACCCCGUAAUCCAUGGGUUUAUCAACAUUUGUUUGCACAUUUCCAGCCUCAGAAUACGCCUUCAUUGGCUCAGUUGCGGCAAUGGAGCUCCUGCUUCCGGCGAAACUCAUCUACGACUUCAACACAUGCCAAAGAUCACCUCUCAUGUGGAUCCAGGAUCGACUUGCCUUUGGAUGAAUCCAGCGUCCGCCACUCUUCCGAUACUUUCAAAUGGGCCACGCUGCUAGAAGAGGCAUCCGUGUACGGCAUUCGAAGUAAGGAACGCCUAUGUUUCGAGGCAGACGUGGGCCAUCGUCUCGACAUUGGGUCCCGCUUAGUGGACCAACCGGCUGCACGUCAAAAUAUUGACCUUUGGCUUCUGCUGCUCAGAGCUCAAGCUCUUCAAAAUGGCCAUGAAGGUAUCAAGGCCAUCUGGCGCGGCCUCACAUACCGCGGCAACGCUAUCCGCUUAGAUGACAAAGAUCCCGCAGUCAAUACUCUUUGGCAACUUUUCCUGUCUGCUGGAUCUGACGAUCGUCAAUUCCUUUGGUCGCUUUGCAAUGUGUCCAAACGCGCCAUAUUUGAGCGCCCUCGUCUUUUCGCCGAAAUUGUUGGCGCAUCAUUAGAGGGCUCUUCUCCUCAGGAUGCCCCUCUUUUCGCGGGUAUUCUGGUUGAAAACCACUAUCGAGGUCGCGAUGACCUCCUCGGGACAUUCCAUGCUGCCUCUCGCUCGACACACCCCCAUGCUUUGAGAGACUUCCAGAAGAUUUACAACCUGGUACCGAAAACACACAUAUACGCCGAGGUCACAUCUGCUCUGUGGAAACAAGAUCGAUCUUCGGAUGCAUUUAUGAUGCAUUCUUUCCUGGUAUCUAAAGGAGACCUGCCACCUUAUUUUGAAGCAUUGGAACCUUUUAUCCACCAUCUAGCGAUCCACGACAAAAACCUCAACAGCUUCCUCAUGCCUUUGGACUUGGCCGGGGCUUCAUUCGAGGGUCAGGCUCGUCGCUUGUGGUCAAAAGAGAAAAGUAGACUUGCUGGAAUGUCUGCCGAAUCCCUGAACAUUGUUGCAAGUAAAACCAUGGGUAUUACGCCCAGGAAGCUCAGUGACCAAUUUGUCGCACGAGCAUUUGCAACUCGGGCAUUCUCAUUCGAUUUUGCCGUUAAUAGUUUGAGAAUGAUUGGCUUGAUCGAAGUGGGACCGCUGGCCGUUCGUGAAAUGACAUUGACGUCGCCCGAUCUGGCGACUUUGCAAGCCCGAUUUCAAAAACUUCAGGAGCUCGAGAUUGACACGGGCUCUUCAAGGCUUGUUCAAAUCCUCAAGAAUGUUUGUGACGUUGGUCGAUGGGAAAUGGUUCAGGCGCUUGUGAACAACGAUCUACAUCAUGAGGUGUUUGAGAAUCUGCAACUGCAAAAACAGCUUUUGAAAGAAUACUACCGGAAACAAGACUGGCUACAAAUUAAUCGAACCCUUGCCAUCAUAAACAAUGGCCGGUUUGAUACCGAAGCCCAGAAACGAGCUUCAGAGAUGUUGAUAACAUGCAUGCUCGACGUUGGCGAUUGGGAUGGGGCUAUCUCCCUGGCAACAAAUGCACAAGUGCGUGGUUGGAGUAUUUCUUCAGCUUUGCCGCGGGUGAUACGGCAGAUUAUCAAAUACACAAAAGCGGGCGAAUUCCACCAUUCCACAAAUGUGGACCGAAUUGCUUUUUUCAUAGGCAUGCUGCAAAAUAUUCUAGGAUCCGGGACAUACUUUGGGAUGGAAUUAUGGCGAAGGCCACUCCGAGCCUUGGGCAGCUUUGGUCGGAUGAGAGAGUUUGAGUCUCUGGUCUACUGGAUCGCAGAAUGGUACAGGCCCAAAGGAUUGCAUGAGCAAGAUCUGACAAAGCCACUGUCGGAGAAGUUGUCCGAUUUGAAUGUUCUUUUCAACGACAAGUUUCAGAAGGCUCUGAUCGCGUGGUGUUUCCGAGCUCACAAAGGGAUGGCCACGGUGUCCCCGGAGCUGUGUCUUCGUUGGACCCGCGUUCUCAAGAGACUUCGUGACCGACAUGGAGUCCAAGUCAAGGAGCACAUUAUUCGCUGGGCGUUUAUAGCUAAUCUACGGCGGCUGUUCAGACCGAAUUGGCAUUUGAGACCAAGGCAUAACAGAAUAAGAGCCAGGAACACAGCGACACUCUCUCGAUAUUGGCAGUUGUAUGAUGCGAUGUGGGAUAUGAAACCGGAGGGCAAGGUCAGAUAUAAGAACCGACAUCAAGCUGUCCUCAGCGCUCGUCAACCACGGAAGUUCUUACGCAAGAGAGGGUCACAUUUGAUGUCUCGUCAGUCACGUUUCAGCGCCGAGCAGACAUCCACCAGAGCCGUCCAUGGGAGAAUGGGACAGAACAAUGUGCCGGAAGACAUUGUCAUGUACAGAGAUCUCUUCAAUGCGUCGUGGGAGGAUUAUAGGAAGUGA